CUCUAGUGCUAUGAAAUCAAAGCAGGGGAAGGGGCAAGUAGUCCCUCAGAUGGAGAGGGGAAACCUUCCAAGGACACAGACAGUAGCUUUUCGACAGGUUUCAUGAACGCUGAAUGCAGCCGGUGCGCUCAAGGCGUUCCUGAGCACGGCACAGACAUUAAACUACCAGCGAUUCCCCGCCAGCUCUGAUCCUUCCUGAGCUGCGCAUUAGCGGAAAGUUGGGCUUCCUGUUGCUGUCGCCUGCGGUCCGGGAGUGAAUCAAAACUGACUCCGCGAUCUCUGGCUGAGCCUGUGCCUCGCAGCCGCUCGUCUGCGCAUGAGUCGCCGCGGGAGGCUCCGCGGCUGGAGUAUUUCAGGGGCUGGGCAGCGGGAGAAGAUGCUCAGUGCCUGAAGGCGGCCGUGCGCCCGUCGCAGGGGGACCCGGAGAGGGCACCGGCGCGGGGGGCACAGCAGCCUGAAGGCAGCGCGGCUCGGCCGUCGGGGCAGGUCCCGCUUCAGCACCGCGGACAGCGCGCAGCGAGCACCGCGCUUCGGCUCCGGGCCCCGCUCCCCACUCCCGCGGCCGCGCUCCCCGCUUCCCCCGGCCCCGCUCCCCCGACUCCACUCCCCCGGAGCCCCGACCCCUCUCCCCGGCUCCGAUUCCCGGGUGCCCCGACCUCACCCCUACCUCCGGCUCGGGUCCCCGGUUGCCCCGUCCCCAAUUAGCCCGGACCCCGCUACCCCGCUUUCUGGCACCGCUACCCAGGUAUCCCGGUUCCGCUUCCCCGCGGGAGCUCUCCCCUCUGCCCCGGCUGUCAGCCCGCCCAGCCCCGUUCCCCUCUCCCCUCUCUCUGCACCUUCCUCUCUGCUCCCCGCCCCCUGCUCCUCUCCCUACACCCCUCUGCCUCCGGCUCCUCUCCCCGCUCCCCCGGCCCCCUGUCCCCCGGUCCGCGCCGCCGGCAACAUGCGCGGGCGGCCGCGGGCGGCGGCAGGCGAGGCUGCGGUGCCGGCUCGGAUGCCUCCUUCCUCCUGCCCUCGUCUGCUCCAGGCGACCCGCUGAGAGAUGGACUUGGCAGGCGUGCUGCUGGCGUUGCUCCUCGUGCUGGUGCUGGUUGUCUCUCUGCUCUCCAACCUCCUGGUGCUGCUAUGCUUCGUCUACAGUACGGAGAUCCGCAAGCAGGUCGCCGGGGUUUUCCUGGUGAACUUAUCCUUUUGCAACCUGCUCCUCACCGUCCUGAACAUGCCUUUUACCCUGCUGGGGAUCCUGAGGAGCCAGCAACCCCUCGGGGGCUGCGUCUGCAAGGCAGUGGGUUUCCUGGAAACUUUCCUGACUUCCAACACGAUGCUGAGCAUGGCAGCACUCAGCAUCGACAAAUGGAUUGCCGUGGUGUUCCCCUUAAGCUACACCAGCAAAAUGCGGUAUAAGGACGCAGUGAUACUGAUGGGCUACUCGUGGCUCCACUCCCUCACGUUCCCCUUGGUAUCUUUGUUUUACUCGUGGGUAGAUUACAGCAGCGUUUAUGCCUCUUGCACCUUGCACCUGAAGGAAGAGACGGAACGGAGAAGGUUUACAGUGUUCACCAUCGUCUUUCACUCCACUAGUUUCAUGCUGUCGCUGGUGAUCUUGUGUUUCACCUACUUAAAGGUGCUGAAAGUUGCCCGGUUCCACUGCAAGCGGAUAGACAUUAUCACCAUGCAGACAUUGGUUUUACUGGUGGAUAUACACCCCAGUGUGAAGCAGCGUUGCCUUAAUGAGCAGAAGCGGAGGAGGCAACGGGCUACUAAGAAAAUCAGUAUUUUUAUAGGGUCGUUCGUGAUCUGUUUUGGUCCUUACAUUAUCACCAGGUUGAUAGAGCUCCUUCCUUUUGUUACCAUAAAUUACUACUGGGGAGUUAUAAGCAAGUGCCUCACCUACAGUAAGGCUGCAUCAGAUCCAUUUGUUUACUCGCUUUUACGUCAACAAUACAAAAAAGUUCUGAUCAACAUUGUCAAUAGGAUACUCAAGAGGGACCUGUAUCCAUCAUCGGGGUACAACAGCUCUCUCGACACUGAAAAUGAUUACUGCUUGCACAGAACAAACUAACAGUAUGAAAAGCAUUCCCCUUUGAGUGAGACAGGUGUUUGCCGCUGCUGGGAAGCUGCCUUUUCCCUCUUGUGCUCACAGUGGUGACAGUGUCUUCAAGGUGUGAAAGCUGCAUUAAUGUGAUGCAGUUCGUUGUGGACUUUUCCCUGGUCUGCAGCCAAGUACAAUACAUGGCAAAGCCUUGACCCUGAGUGAGCGGAGUUGCUUGAGGGUUUUGAGAGAGCCUUUGGAUGCUUUAGAGAAGCUUAGAGAGCUUUCAUUUGUCUCAUGUCUGAAGACUUGGUAUAUUUUGGAGCGUCCCACUUCAGGUGUGAUAUUCCAGCAUCUUCUGGGACAGCAGGAAUCCCCAGGUUGGAAGGAGAGGUAUAGAGUCCUCUGUGCUGUGCAUGUAACUUGGCAGCCGUGGAUCUGCUCUGUUAGUUUCAAACAUUUCAAAUAAGUCUUUUAAUUGAUUGAUUUAUUGUAUUGGUGCCUCAAAUGAGUGAUAUGGGUCAGCACUUUGAAUCUGAGAUUGUUAUUAUUUAUUACUAGGCAUCAUGAUUGUAACAUAGCCUUUAGGAAGUGGUACCUAUAUUUGAUAUGCCAGUAUUCUAUCAAGCAUAACCAAAGUCCACAUAUCUGAGUUACUACUAUUUAGCACUUCAGUGGUAUGUGAUUACAAUAAUUACAGCAACAGUAACAAAGACAUAUAUGGAAUUAAGUUAAAUCACACUGUAGUUCCAUUGCUGAGCUAGUAGUCCUGUUCAAACAAGCUUUUAUUGAGAAAAAAACAAUUAGACAGUAGAAGUGGCAGAUACCGCUGUGUUUAAGGUCUAUUACUUCAGAAGCUGUUUUCAAAGAACAAGCUAAAAUAUAUUAAUUCUUUUUAAGGGACAAUUAAUGUGUAAAAUAUUUCAUGCAUCGGCUAUAUUUGGUGGAUUGUAAUAAUAUUGUACAAUCUUUUAUUUCAUAAUGAUCAGUUAAUCUGGUGAUUUUAAUGGAUAUCAGGAGAUGUCUGAGAAUUAUUAUAGCAGACCUGCUGCCAAAUGCCCAGAAACACAAAGCUGCUUUAUUAUUACAUGUAUUUUUCUCUUUUAUUUAUUUUUAAGUCUAAACAGGCUUUGGAAAAUGUGGGAAUUAUUUUUGAACAAUAUUCCUUUGAUUAUAUGAGACUUGAAUCAAAGUAUUCUGUGGCAUUCAAUAAGCUGCUAUUUUCUAAUUGAGUACAUAAGGGGAAAAUUAAAGCAACUCUAAAGUAUAUUUUAAGAAAAAAAGAAGUAAGAAGAUAGUAAAGAACACUUAUUUUUUGUGUAACAAUGGACUUGACCCGAUUAAGCAUUGAGAAGGCUAUUUUUGGUCAAACUAACCGUAUAAGCAUGUGAUUAGGCCCAAAUAUAAUUUCCUUUGAAGUUAACAGCUCUGUUCCCAUGCUGAAAAUUAAGUACCUGCUUAACUGUUUUGUAAAAUCACUGUUGAGCAUUCAGCACAUGGAGAGGGAUGUUCCCACCAUCCACAAUGAGGAAGGAGAGCGUCUAAUUGCAAUCCCACUGAAGUCAAGGGAAGGUGAUGCUGCAUAACAAUUACAAUGUUCUCUUAUCUCCUACUUUUAAUCUCUGAGGCCUUUCUGAUGCUUUUUUUUUUUUCUGCCAUGCAAGUACCUUAUGCCUCUGUGUUUUGCAUCUAUAGUUCUGCCUGUGUUUAAAUUGAAUGUACUAUAAUGGUUUUGUCUUCUUAGUAAAGUAUUUGUACUCUCUCCAAUUUUGUGUAAAUACAGUAUUUCAGAAAAAAAAAAAAAACAUGUUGUCUAUGGAAUCUUUCCAGUUUUACUAUCUUCCUUUCUUCCUUCACACACCUCCCCUUCUGCCACCUGAUGCUUCAAUCUUUCAUUUCAGCUGCGACAUAAGGGCCAUGGAUGUUAAAUUUUCGGUUAUUUUUUGGUCAGUUUUGUGCCAAAAAGUUUUGAUAGUCUGAAGCAUUUAAAUGUGAAUAAACACGAGUUUAUGAU
This is a messenger RNA of Columba livia (rock pigeon), 4046 nucleotides long. RefSeq names its product G protein-coupled receptor 78 (gene GPR78). The transcript is spliced from 3 exons. The record is from RefSeq and is a predicted model, not a curated record. Gene Ontology annotation, molecular function: G protein-coupled receptor activity. Bases 1043 to 2062 code for a protein of 339 amino acids. Lineage: Eukaryota; Metazoa; Chordata; Aves; Columbiformes; Columbidae. Gene Ontology annotation, biological process: adenylate cyclase-activating G protein-coupled receptor signaling pathway. Gene Ontology annotation, cellular component: membrane.